Molecule: messenger RNA, 3470 nt
Organism: Gadus chalcogrammus (walleye pollock)
Lineage: Eukaryota; Metazoa; Chordata; Actinopteri; Gadiformes; Gadidae
Gene: ino80c
Product: INO80 complex subunit C
Exons: 5
Coding region: 56-703 (215 amino acids)
Biological process (GO): chromatin remodeling
Cellular component (GO): Ino80 complex
Source: RefSeq, a predicted model, not a curated record
CUGACUGGAAAUACAACAAAAACCUUAUUUACGGCAUUUACGAUUUCUACAACAAAUGGCAUCUCCGAUUCCCCCUAACAAUUCCACCCCAAAGACUGGUUCAAUACCUACAUUGACAGCCGGCAAAAUACUGCUUUUAGCCAAUAACUCUGCUGCAUUUCGAGGUAAGAAGCGUUCAUCAAGUCCAGCAACCUGCAGCUCACCGCAAACCAGUAACAUCAUCGGCAAAAAGAAAAAAGGACCAUGCACGACAACCCCAACGCUAGCACAGAUGGUCUCACCAGAGACCUUGACAGAAAUCAAGGUAGUCGGAAAGGUAGAAGGUAACGUUAGUCAAACCACUACAGAACUGACGGUCAACACUCCAUCAUUCAAAGCUCCUACAUUCACGCAUUCAGGGAUUGGAGGUGCCGCAGCAGGCAAGAAGAACAGGACCUGGAAGAACCUCAAACAGAUCUUGGUUUUGGAGCGGACUCUACCCUGGACUGUCAAUGAUCCCAACUACUUCUGUAUUGAUGCUCCCCCUUCCUUGAAGCCAGCAAAGAAAUACUCUGACAUCUCUGGACUUCCUGCAAACUACACAGACCCGCAGACCAAACUACGCUUCACUUCUUCAGAGGAGUUCUCUUAUAUUCGCCUGCUCCCCACCGAUGUCGUCACUGGCUAUCUGGCCCUUAGAAAGGCCACUUGCAUUGUGCCCUAACUGCCUAAGAGGGACCAUUUUCAUACGACUGGUUGACAGUCUACAACCAUUGACUUCUAUGUUCCUGCGGGAGGCCCAUGAAGUGCUGCCUGGUAUCAAAAGAGAGUGUCUGGAGCUCAGGCUGGCCAGAAAGAGACAGACCAGGUGUUCUGCGCUACUAAGGUACCAAGGCCACGACUGAUGUCCCAGACUGGACGGGACAAAGCAGGGGCACUCAAAGUGUGGUUUAAAUAUAAAUGUUUCAAUGAUGGGUUGAGGCAUUUUGGAUGUGUCCAUUUCUGCUGAUUAAAACCUCAACGGUCAGUGUUGUUUUUAGAAGACAUGUGAUUGAAAUGACGACAUCUGUCUCAGAAAUGAUUUGGUAAUUCCACGCAGGCAUUAAAUAAACUACUGUAAAUAAACAGGUUUGUAUAUUCAAAUGCUGAUCUCCAGUUUUUAAAGAUUUCAACAGUGGUUAGCACUGCUGCCCCAUAGCCAGGAGGUCUUGGAUUUGAACCCUGGGGUGGGCGGUACAUAUGCCGUGUUCAUGUGGGUAUCCUCCCACAAAACACCUCGAGUUAUACUCCUGCACUGCCCAUUACCAAGACAAUGGCCCAAUCACUGGAGUUUGUUCCCGGGCCCUACCCAGUGGCAGCCCACUGCUCUUAAUUAAUGAGUCCAUGGGGAUUAAUUAAGAGUUAAGUAUCAUAAUUAACAUACCCUUUCUAAGAAGGCUGGAUCUUUAAUUACAGAAUCACGGUAAUAAAAAAUGCAGUACUUUCAUCGCAGUGUAAAAAGUGAAACAUUAAAAUUGCAACAGUACAGUGGCUACUUGAAUGAACAAACUCAAUGCAUUGUUAAAGGCCUUUAUGGAUAAUAACAGAAUCAGGCUUGAAGCACAAUGUUGGGGAACGUAAUUUAAUGGUCGAACUCGAAAAACAUGAAGCUCACAAGCAAAUAGCAAUAUCCGUUGAAUAUUUUGGUUAAUAAAUGUCUUGAAGUUCACUAAUGGUUUUCAAGAGCAGGAGCUGAAUGGUAAUUUUCAGUUUGAAAACUGAACACCUGGUGCAUAAGGCCAGUGUUCUCAACCCUGAGUUACUAUUGCCGCUUUUCCACUGCAUGGUACCAGCUCGACACGACUCGACUCGACUCAGCUCGCAUUUUUUGCGUUUCCACCGCGAUCUAGUACCUCAAGUGGCUGCUUUUUCUAGUACCGCCUCGCUCUAGGUUCCAAGCGGCUGAGCCGAUACUAUAAGGUGACGUCGGCAGACGGCCGGCCACUGAUUGGCCAGAGAGUGUGACGAAGUCACGAGAGCGACAUGGCAACCAUGCCGGUAACAGCCAUAGCAGCGCCGCAGCCAACAUAUUCCACUUCUUCAACUUCUUCAACAUGCCAGCUAAUAAUAGUAAUGUUAUCGAUGUCCUCCAUUGUUGUUACGUGGGUUCUGUCCAUGUGUGGGUUGCGUAGGUGUUGUUUGCGUCGCGUACAAAAAUACGUCACGGCCCUUUCGCGCAGCCGACCCCGCCCACGUCCAGGAGGUACUAUUUGCGGUGGAAAAGGACCCGUGCUGCUACCGUGUCGAGUCGUGUUGUGUCGAGUCGUGUCGAGUCGAGCUACAUGUGCGGUGGAAAAGCGGCAUAUGUACUGUAGCCUUGCCUUUGGGCAAUCUGCCAUUCGGCCUUGAGACCAUCAUGAUCUUGUGACCUCACAUUCGGUUUCGUUACACAGGUUUAUUCUGGAAUCAACCCUGGUCUAGACCUUUAGCCGCCCACAUAGAUUUCCUGAAAUUACAUUGUAAUCGGAGCCAAUCAGGGGCCGUGUCGUAUUUGAUGACGUCAAAUAUGGGCCUUGCGUCUCCCGAAGCAACAAGAGAUUACGUGACAUUGGUAGAGAAAACGCAGUCAUGAGGGCCGUUAUUAUAGAAACAGACUCGAUAACCACUAUAAAAUAUAUAAAAUAAGAACAAGCGUAGGCUACAAAACAUGGACUCAAGGUCAUCGUUCGUGCUUGCUUUUUGCUGGCCCUGUUUUUGGGUUGCUGUUUUUGGCUGUUGUGUUUGAUCUCUUCUGAAGGUGAGCCUUUAUGAAAAUCGAUUGAUUUACCGUUCUCCGCAGUUUUGGUGGUUUAAUAAACAGGAUUCAUGAAUUCGACCUCCGACUUUUGUGUAGAAACAUUACACAACAUUACACAAUUUCAAAUAUGAAAUUGUCAAAUAGCCUUUGACAAUUUCAUGUCAGUGAGUUAGCUGGUUGGCUAGCUACUCUUUAAUUGAAUAACAGCGAAACAAGCGUGAAGAAGGAGGGGAGAGAUGAAUAGGAGGAAUGGCCGUGCAGGUGGUUGGACGACAUGGCCAGGGAAUUCACGAGGGCUUCAUGAGAGGCUAAGGGUCACCUGAGGGAGUUUGCUAUUGGGAAAGAAGCAGACACAGGCAUUACUCUCGUCCGUGUUUCUCCUGCUGCAGGAUGUAUUUCACAGGUCGAGGUUCGAGAGGUGAACAAACAUGGUGGCCCCAGUACCCCAAUCCCAUCCCUAACCUCAUCCCCAACUCCUCCCAGAAGCAGAGGACAACCUAUCCCAGCAGCAGGGAUAGCUGUGGCAGCUGCUGCUGGAGUUACAUCGCAGUUUUGCAAUGAGUGAGGUGGAGGUGGGGAGGACUCAUCUAGUGCAACAUGUAAUUAUCACAGGCAAUACACCACCCAACAAGGGGUUGUCCUCGCUGCCUCCUUAUGGCAUGUGAUCAAGCUGUGUGGAACGCGCAGCAGGCAGACAUCAUCAGGUCCUCCGACA